Messenger RNA from Triticum aestivum (bread wheat), 516 nucleotides. RefSeq lists its product as uncharacterized. The coding region runs from base 64 to 414 and encodes 116 amino acids. The transcript is spliced from 2 exons. The record is from RefSeq and is a predicted model, not a curated record. NCBI's taxonomy places the organism in Eukaryota, Viridiplantae, Streptophyta, Magnoliopsida, Poales, Poaceae.
CACACCCUACCGCCGCCACGCGCUCUCCACCUGCAGGGGUGCUCUCUCCCUCUGUGUGUCCUCAUGUCCCGCUCGUCCUCCCCCAUCUCCACCACCGACGCAUCCGUCGCCGGCGUCGUCCAGGUCCAGGUCCAGGUCCAGCCUCCUCCUCCUCCUCCUCCGCGUGAAAGUGAAAGUGAAAGUGAAGCCCCUCCUCUCUUGCCGCAGAUUUCAAGGAUGUUUUUGUUGGAGCUCAAGCUGCAGGAGGAGCGGCUCAACCACAGUAGGAGAACUGGGUACGGCGGGAGGAGCUCAAGCGUGCCCGGCUGCUGGUGGAGGAGGAAGAGCUCAAGCACGCCCAGCUGCUCUAGGAGGAGAAGAGGGUGCUGCAGCUCAAGCGCACUCAGCUGCACGAGGCCAAGCUCAAGUCGGUGAAGGCGCUGGAGUCCGUUACAAGGUCGAUAGACAAGAUUAAGUCCUCUGCAUUGUCGUUGAUUGAUUGUGCUUAAACAUCACAUGGUCCCGUUGACUUUGAGA